AUGGGCAAGUCACAAAGCAAACUCUCGCCAGAGCAGCUCGCCGAUCUCCAGAAACACACAUACUUCGAUAAGCGAGAGCUCCAGCAGUGGUACAAAGGCUUUCUCAAGGACUGCCCCUCCGGCCAGCUCGACAAAACCGAGUUCGGCCGAAUAUACAAACAGUUCUUCCCCUUCGGCGACCCAGGCGAGUUCGCCGAUUAUGUCUUCAACGUCUUCGACGAGAACAAGAACGGCACCAUCGAUUUCAAGGAGUUCAUCUGUGCCCUCAGCGUCACCAGCCGUGGCCGGUUAGACGAGAAGCUGAAAUGGGCUUUCCAGCUCUAUGAUAUCGACGGCGAUGGCUUCAUUACCUAUCAGGAGAUGCUCCAGAUAGUGCAGUCAAUAUACAAGAUGACAGGUCAGAUGGUGAAGCUUCCCGUGGACGAGGACACGCCGGAGAAGCGUGUCGACAAGAUCUUCCGGAACAUGGACCGGGACAAGGACGCCAAGCUUACAUUUGACGAGUUCGUCGAGGGAAGCAAGCAAGAUCCGACCAUUGUCCAGGCUCUAUCCUUGUACGACGGACUGGUAUAG
This is a messenger RNA of Epithele typhae, 573 nucleotides long. RefSeq names its product EF-hand. The record is from RefSeq and is a predicted model, not a curated record. Gene Ontology annotation, molecular function: calcium ion binding. NCBI's taxonomy places the organism in Eukaryota, Fungi, Basidiomycota, Agaricomycetes, Polyporales, Epitheliaceae. Gene Ontology annotation, cellular component: intracellular membrane-bounded organelle; cytosol; membrane. Bases 1 to 573 code for a protein of 190 amino acids. The transcript has 6 exons.